This is a messenger RNA of Pararge aegeria (speckled wood butterfly), 1876 nucleotides long. RefSeq names its product calumenin-B. Gene Ontology annotation, cellular component: endoplasmic reticulum. The record is from RefSeq and is a predicted model, not a curated record. The coding region runs from base 146 to 1102 and encodes 318 amino acids. Gene Ontology annotation, molecular function: calcium ion binding. Lineage: Eukaryota; Metazoa; Arthropoda; Insecta; Lepidoptera; Nymphalidae. The transcript has 7 exons.
GUAAAGCAUCUGUCGUCAUUUUAUCCAAAAAUACUUUAUUUAGCAUUGGUAGUUCUAAAUUCAAAAGUAAUGAAUACGUAAGGCAUAACAGAUAAACGGAGCAGGAAUUAAACAAACGUUGUGUUGAAAACGUGAAAGAAUCGUGAUGUCGAUACAGCAUUUGUUGACUUUCCUCUUGCUGCUUGCGCCGAAUAUUUUCCUGUGUGCCUCGGUCCACGGCCACAGGAUAGAUCACAACGAGCGGGAAGCCGACGGAGCUUACCGGCCGCGAGACAAAGACCAUUAUAGCGACGUUGAACACAACGUGGAGUUCGAUCACGAAGCGAUUUUAGGUAGUGUAAAAGAAGCUGAGGAGUAUGACCAACUUAGUCCAGAAGAGUCCCGCAGAAGAUUGGAAAAGCUCCUUCAUAAAAUGGACCUCAACGGAGACCAGUUUAUUUGCCGAAAGGAGCUUAAACAGUGGAUCUUGAACUCUCUCGUAAACCUUGCUAAGGAGGAAGCGAAGGAACGUAUGUUAGAGGCGGACGAAGAUCAGGACGGCAUCGUGACGUGGGAGGAAUACCUGCAGGACACGUUCGGCGUUGAGAACGAGGACUUGGGUGCCGAGGACACUCUCAUGAUGCUGCAAGAGGAGAUGAUGUGGAAGGUGGCGGACGAGGAUGGCGACGGAAAACUCAAUUUUGUAGAAUUUUCGGUGUUCACGAACCCGGAGGAGCACGUGGCGAUGCAUCCCCUGCUCGUGAACCAGACCAUGCGCGAGAAGGACUCCAACAACGACAGCGUGCUCGACUUCAGCGAGUACCUCGGCGACAGGGGCGUGCAGCAGGACAAGGAGUGGGUGAUGUCGGAGCGGGAGAAGUUCGAGCACGAGAUGGACCUUAACAAAGAUGGCGUGCUGGACUUGGAUGAGGUGCAUCGGUGGGUCAUACCCGAUAACGACGAGAUAGCAGAGGAAGAGGUGGAGCACUUGUUCGCGCUGGCGGACGACGACCACGACGACUUGCUCUCGUACGAGGAGGUGCUCCGCCACCACGAUGUGUUCGUGGGCAGCCAGGCCACCGACUACGGCCACGACUUCGUCCGCUUCAAGGACGAGCUGUGAGCGGCGCCCGGCGGACGAACCUGACAUCUUUUUUCCCUCGUGGGGAUCUCGGAUCACGGGGAGAUGCAGCUAUGUCGGACUCUUACCGACUUAAACCCCAUGUACCCAGUGGCGUGCACUUGGUUACUUACCAGGGUAUGCAUACAGCAGGAAAAAUUGCAUAAAACGGCAAAAAUCCUAUGCGAGACAUAAAUAUCAAUUUAAGGGUGUGCAGUGCUUUUGUGCAUGUAUGAAGUGCACGCCACUGCAUGUACCCACUCGUCGGUACUGAUUGGGUCACGGGACCACUUUGAUACACAAUCGCCACCCAGCCAGCAAAACCUGCCCCCUAACCCAAUUAGAAUAACAAAUAAAGAAAGAAAUUUUAUAUUUAACUAGCUGUCCCGGCGAAUUUCGUACCGCGGAUAAUUUUUCUUUUUAUGAAUGUUAUAUUUUAAUACUUAUUCUUCUAUUCCGGUCUAAGAGGAAUCCAAAAAAUCAAAUAUCAUAAAAAUUGGUCCAGCCGUUCUUGAGUUAUAAAUGGUGUAACUAACACAACUUGCUUUUAUAUAUAAAGAUAACAGACUUUGCUCUCUUACUCUCUUUCUCUUACACAAAAGUACUCUGUGUGAACUGACCCUAAAAGCUACCUAAACGUUAAAUGCCUGUAAAUCUAUAAAAAUUAAUUUGGUUUCGCCACAUUUUUCAGUACUCAAAUCAUUAGUCAAUAUCUGUUAUAACUUUUGACAUUAAUCAUUAAUUUCAAUCAAUAAAGUAAGAAACUCUUCGGGUUUA